Molecule: messenger RNA, 1054 nt
Organism: Lathyrus oleraceus (garden pea)
Lineage: Eukaryota; Viridiplantae; Streptophyta; Magnoliopsida; Fabales; Fabaceae
Product: proteasome subunit alpha type-7
Exons: 3
Coding region: 110-859 (249 amino acids)
Biological process (GO): ubiquitin-dependent protein catabolic process
Cellular component (GO): proteasome core complex; proteasome core complex, alpha-subunit complex
Source: RefSeq, a predicted model, not a curated record
GUCAACAACACUUCAUCACAGUGCAUUUCUUCACAAAAACAGAAAAGAGAAAGCUUCGUCACAUAGGUUUUGUUUGAAUCGGAAAAGUAGAAGAAAGAAGAAUAUCAAAAUGGCGAGAUACGACAGAGCGAUCACAGUUUUCUCACCCGAUGGCCAUCUCUUCCAAGUCGAGUACGCUCUCGAAGCCGUUCGCAAAGGUAACGCCGCCGUUGGUGUUCGCGGUACGGACAACGUAGUUCUCGGUGUAGAGAAGAAAUCCACCGCCAAACUCCAAGACUCUAGAUCAGUGAGGAAGAUUGUUAAUUUGGAUGAUCACAUUGCUCUUGCAUGUGCUGGACUAAAAGCUGAUGCCCGUGUUCUUAUUAACCGGGCGCGAGUUGAAUGUCAAAGUCACAGGCUUACUGUUGAGGAUCCUUGCACUGUGGAGUAUAUAACCCGUUACAUUGCAGGUCUUCAGCAGAAGUACACACAAAGUGGUGGUGUAAGACCCUUUGGGCUUUCAACCUUGAUUGUUGGCUUUGAUCCUUACACUGGGUCACCUUCCCUGUACCAAACAGACCCUUCUGGCACAUUUUCAGCUUGGAAAGCUAAUGCAACCGGAAGAAACUCAAAUUCAAUCCGUGAGUUUUUAGAGAAGAACUUUAAAGAAACUUCUGGGCAGGAAACUGUCAAAUUGGCUAUCCGGGCAUUGCUUGAAGUUGUAGAGAGUGGAGGCAAGAACAUUGAAGUUGCUGUGAUGACCAAGGAGCAUGGUCUGCGUCAACUGGAGGAAGCUGAAAUUGACGCCAUUGUUGCUGAGAUUGAAGCAGAGAAAGCUGCUGCUGAGGCCGCAAAGAAAGCUCCCCCCAAGGAUACAUGAUUUUAGAUUUCUUUUGUUGGCUCUACUUAUUGUAAGCUAAAAUUGAUGCUAUCAUAUCUCUAAGAUUGAAACACAAAAAGAUCUGCUUAGGCUACCCAAGAGAUCCUUAGACAUGAUUUUCAUUUAUAUUUGUUUAGAUCGUGAAAUGUUCUUGUUGGGUUAUGACCUAACUUAAAAAUGAUUUCUUUUAUCGUU